Molecule: messenger RNA, 3111 nt
Organism: Cucumis melo (muskmelon)
Lineage: Eukaryota; Viridiplantae; Streptophyta; Magnoliopsida; Cucurbitales; Cucurbitaceae
Product: pentatricopeptide repeat-containing protein At1g80150, mitochondrial
Exons: 3
Coding region: 497-1696 (399 amino acids)
Molecular function (GO): protein binding
Source: RefSeq, a predicted model, not a curated record
CAUCUCUAUAAUUUUGAGUUGAAAAACAAUGGUAGUUUGCAUAACAAAACCUAAACCCCAAAAACCCUCCACCAGAAAACGGUGCCCACAACAAAUAUCGGACUCUCUCUAAUUUCUAUCCUUUCCUCCGCUUCCAUCCCUUACCUUAGCUCUUCCAUUCUUCAGACACCAAUCUCACUUCUUUCUUUGAAUCGCCUUUCUUUUCAACUAAUCUUAUUAUGUCCCUAUUAUUUUCUGGAUUGUUGCAUCGCCGUUCUUCACGUUAUCGCUGUUUAUGCUCACAUUGCUGUUCUUCGAGUUUGUUUUUAUCUGAUUUCGCUUCUGGGUGUGUUUCAAUUUGUUAAAAAUCACUGCUUCGUUCUUGGAUUAGCAGCUGCUUCUUAGUUUUUCAGUUUGUAAUUGGGGGGUGGGGGGGGGGGCAUUUCUCAAGAACAUGACUUAGAUCUUGGUUUUGAUGGAUGGGUAUGUUUCUUCUUCCUGAGGAGACGCCUAGAACAUGCUCUCUCUGCGACCCAUUCGCAGAUUCUGCCAUGCUGCUACCGUCAUUCCAUCUACAGACACCACUGCGGCUGUAUUGAAUCACGUUCAGAACUCAAAAGCUCUCGAGGAACCCGCCCUUGUAAAGCUUAAAGCAGAACGAGACCCCGAAAAGCUGUUCCAUCUCUUUAAAGCCAAUGCGCACAAUCGGCUUGUGAUUGAGAAUCGAUUUGCUUUCGAAGACACUGUGUCUCGACUGGCUGGAGCUCGUCGCUUUGAUUACAUUGAGCAUUUACUUGAACAUCAGAAGACACUUCCACAGGGACGCCGUGAAGGAUUCAUUAUAAGGAUCAUAAUGCUAUAUGGUAAGGCUGAGAUGAUCAAGCAUGCCCUUGACACAUUUUAUGAUAUGCACUUGUAUGGGUGUCUUAGGACUGUUAAGUCUUUUAAUGCUGUGCUUAAGGUUUUGAUGAAGAGCCGUGAUUUAGGAGCCCUUGAGGCAUUUUUAAAUGAAGCUCCUGAAAAAUUCGAUAUUGAGUUGGAUAUUAUUUCUGUUAACAUUCUUGUUAAGGCGUUUUGUGAUUUCGGUUUUUUAAAUAGAGCUUAUCUUCUCAUGUUAGACAUGGAAAAGCUGGGAAUAAAACCAGAUGUGGUUACCUAUACGACGUUAAUUUCGGCUUCUUACAAGGAUAGACGAUCUGAAAUUAGUAAUGGUCUGUGGAAUCUAAUGGUUUUGAGGGGUUGUUUGCCCAAUCUUACUACUUUCAAUGUGAGAAUUCAACAUUUGAUUGAGAGGAGAAGAGCGUGGGAUGCUAAUAAAUUGAUGAAAGUGAUGAGGAGCAUUGGGAUUGUACCGGAUGAGGUUACUUACAAUCUGGUAAUAAAAGGUUUUUGUCAAGCCGGGUUGCUUGAUAUGGCCAAAAGGGUUUAUUCUGCUUUGCAUGGGAGUGGAUAUAAACCGAAUGUCAAAAUAUAUCAAACCAUGAUUCAUUACCUGUGCAAAAGUGGGGAUUUUAAUCUUGCACAUACAAUAUGCAAAGAUGCCAUGAACAAGAAUUGGUUUCCAAACAUUGAUACAAUUCAUUCAUUACUUAAGGGCCUCAACAAGAUGGGGCAGGCUGGUAAGGCUCAAUUGAUCCUAUCAUUGGCAAGGAAAAGGAUACCUCCUUUCUCUAAAACUCAGUUGGAAGCUUUGAAUACUACACUGGCCAAUAGCUGAAAAGAGAUUUGUAGAAUGGUGCUAGAUAAAAUGUAACAGAAAGCUCAAAAGGAACUCAUAUUCUUUCUUUUACUUCCAUUUGUAAAGUAUAAAGCUAAUUGGACACUGAUUUUUCAUGGGGUUACAUUUUCGAAAGGUUUCUCUUUCUCAGUAAUUCAAUAAAGUCUGUCCCAAGAUGAGAGUUCUGAAUGGAACAGCUGACAUUUACCAUGCCCUCUGUGAGUUACUGUGCAAAUCUCUCUCUAGUCUCUACUCGGGCAACACAAAUCCAUUACUAACAUCGGUGCUCUCGAAUGCAAUGGCAAUGGGCAUAAGGGCAAAACCUUUCCUAUUGGAUAUUUUUGAAUGUUGUAUAGGUAAUUUCAAAAUUUGUUUGUCAUCGUUUCUGAACAUCAUUUCCAAGCAUAUGUAUUUAUAACCACUCCUUUCGUAGAAUUAAAACAUCGGUCAAAAAGCAUUAGAUCAUACUUUGUACUGACCUAUUCAGAUAUAGGUGUUGUAUUCAUACCUCUUGGAAAAGCAGCAAAGCUUGAUUUUAACACGACACAAGUUUUAUUAUGACACUUCAAUCUGGUAUAUAGACAAGAAACUUAAUCUGCAGGACGAAGAAAACAAAAGUAGAUUGUCAGAAAUAAUGUGAAAUACGUGUAUAUGCACUGUUUCAUUAAUUCUCUGCUGUAUGUUGAUUAUAAAUAUAGUGCGCUUUUACUUCUAGAAAGCCAGUGCAUAUUAAUAAUUUCUUAAGCUCUGUCUUUGUCCCAAUCUAUCAUCUUGGUGUCCACCAUUCGGGUUUGGUGGAGGAUAAUAAAUGUGAUGCAACUUACAGAUGGUAGCAUGCAUGUUACGUUUGGACAAUGGGGAAGGUUCAUUUUGUCUGCUCUGUUGGUUUGACAAGGUUCUUAAGCUGUUUAUAGGCUGAUAUUUGGUGAAAAACUCGGCAAAAGCUUUUAUUUUGGCGAGCAUCUUGAUUUGUCUUUGGUGAUAUCCCUAGUCUUGACUAUAUCUCCAAGGAAUUAGGCAGACUGAGAGAGAAACACCAUAUGAAGUUGGAGUGGAAGAACGCAUACAUAAGCAAUGGCUGUCUGUUCUUUGACUUGAAUGUUGCUAGAUCCCUUAUUUUUCACUUGGGAUCCUAUUUUCUUUGAGGGGAGGACGUUUCUGAAUUUUGGUGCCUGUGUUUCUCUUGCUAUGGAUUCUGUUCUUGUCUGAGCCUUUUUUCCUUUACAUUUGAAUGUCAUUAGGUGAAAGGGAAAUGCUCAAAUGCAGACUACAGCAAUAAUCUGCCAUAUUUUGGGGUAACCUUCUGAUGUAAAUACUUAAGGUGAAGUUUUUUGGUUGAUUGAAUCUUUCAUUACUGUUCUUUUUUAUAAUAAUUUGAUGAUAAUGGAAAUUAGUUAAUAAAGAUACUUGUAAUA